Messenger RNA from Didymella exigua CBS 183.55, 2140 nucleotides. Its product is annotated as MFS general substrate transporter. The transcript is spliced from 15 exons. Gene Ontology annotation, cellular component: membrane. Gene Ontology annotation, molecular function: transmembrane transporter activity. Bases 278 to 2044 code for a protein of 588 amino acids. Gene Ontology annotation, biological process: transmembrane transport. The record is from RefSeq and is a predicted model, not a curated record. Lineage: Eukaryota; Fungi; Ascomycota; Dothideomycetes; Pleosporales; Didymellaceae.
GGCUGGCCGGCUACGAGCAUUUUCGCACAACACGCUCUUCUACAGCUAUAUCGACGCGCUCUACUCUAAAGAGUCUCGAAUAUCGCAGCUAUCUUCGUCAUACGAAUGUGUCGGGGCGAAGCUUGGUCAUCGUAAAGAGAAAGCGAUUCAGGCGGGCGCAAGCGAUUUAUAUCCGAGUGGGCCCUUCCGGCGCAGGCACUGUCGAUUUCUUAACCAACGUCAACAGUCAUACGUCGACUGCUGAACAUAUCUGUGUCGCCACUGUCCGCAAUUGAGAAUGACGAGCGCUUCUGUAGACAUGAGGACCUCUAUCAGUAGCAGCGACAGCUCGCUACGAGAAGAAUCUGGUAUCAGCGAAUCGAAUGCCAGCGAAAAGAGAAGGCACAAGUUCAUGGGCGUUGACGAAGAGAAAGUAAUAGGUCUCGAUAGAGCCGAGCAUCCGACUAAAGAGGAGGAAACUGUGCCAUGUGGCAGAUCGAGAAGUCGCGGGAGAAGGUCGCAGGACAGCAAAAGUUUGAAGAAGAUCGAGUCUCAUCAUUCGAGGGCAGGCACCGACGGCUACACCUGGCACCACGACGUAGUUGAGAGCAGCCACCAACCGAACAAAGCCAAGGCUGGUGUCAUGACUCCAGAGCCGUACUUGGUAUCAUUCGAUGGCGAUGCAGAUCCUGAGAACCCGCGGAGCAUGUCGAGUCUACGACGAUGGGCUAUCGUAUUGAUCUGUGCUGGGAGCUCUCUCUGUGUCACCUGCACGUCCUCGCUAUACACGUCGACCUAUGGCCAGCUCGAGCCCGAGUUCGGAUCUUCUCGGCUCGUCUGCACGCUUGGCCUCUCGCUGUUCGUCGCUGGUCUGGGUGCAGGUCCAAUGAUCCUAGGACCUCUUUCUGAGUUCUACGGCCGUCGACCGAUCUACAUUGGCUCAUUCACAUUCUUCCUCAUCUGGCUCAUCCCAUGCGCUGUCGCUCGUAAUAUACAGACCAUGUUGAUUGCAAGGUUCUUUGACGGCCUCGCGGGUUCAGCUUUUCUAAGCGUGGCGGGUGGCACCGUAGGAGAUAUGUUUGCUAAACAUGAGCUAUCCGCACCGAUGAUGGUGUAUACAGCAUCACCAUUUAUUGGCCCUGAAAUCGGGCCACUUGUCGGUGGCUUUAUUGUUGAGAAUACCUCGUGGCGUUGGUGCUUCUAUGUACUCGUCAUCUGGUCCGGACUCCAGCUUUUCCUAAUUGUGUUCUUCGUGCCUGAAACGUACCACCCUGUUCUGCUUCGUCGCAAAGCGAUUCGGCUGCGAAAGGAGACUGGCAAUCAAGAAUGGAUCGCGCCCAUCGAGAAACUUGACCGAUCAGUCGCCAGGACGGUGUUGUGGUCAUGCAUCCGCCCGUUUCAACUUCUCUUCUUCGAACCAAUGUGCCUCAGCCUCUGCAUUCUUUCUGCAAUUUUACUUGGGAUAUUGUACCUUUUCUUUGGUGCAUUUCCACUGGUCUUCCGCACCAAUCACGGUUUCAGUGUUUCCCAAGUCGGUCUUGCGUUCUUGGGCUUGUUUGUGGGCAUGCUCACAGGUAUAUGUACCGACCCAAUCUGGCGACGCGUCUACGGUAGGCUCGUGCGGCAACGUGAAGCACAAGGGGGUGAGCCUGGUGGCUCAGAACCAGAGUUUCGGCUCCCAUCAACGAUACUUGGCGCCUGGGUCGUUCCAAUUGCACUUUUUGGGUUCGGAUGGACCACGUAUUCUUCGGUACAUUGGAUAGUUCCAAUCAUUUUCUCUGGACUUUUUGGAGCUGGUAUCAUCUGGGUAUACUCAGGAGUCUUCACCUUCCUCGUGGAAGCUUACCCCCUCUACGCUGCAAGUGCCCUAGCCGCGAACUCAUUCGCAAGGUCGUACUUUGCAGCAGCAUUCCCUCUCUUCGGUGUUCAGAUGUACAACAAUCUUGGAUACCAAUGGGCGACAUCCUUGCUCGCGUUCCUUGCCCUUGCUAUGGCCCCAUUUCCCAUACUGUUCUUUCGAUUCGGCAAGCGGCUCAGGGGCAAUAGUAGGUUUGCAUCAGCAUAGACGGGCCGGCGUGUCGACGCGAGGUGUGGCGGAAUGCAAUAGAAGCGCCUAAGAAUAGAGGAAGUGACACGGCACACAUGCCGUCAUUAUUGAAUG